CUCCACACUGUUGACGCAAUGGAGCAUGUGUGCAGUGUCGCUCAGUGCUCACUUUGAUGUCAUUCAUAAAGGCUGCUGCAAAGUGGAUGCUCCGUGGAGACGUUGGAGUGUAAUUAUCUCGAGAGGUUCUCACGAUGGAGAACGGGGAUGACAACGGUGUCCGGUUCCGUCACCGAAACAUUGCCCAAAUGCCCACCUCGGACCAGGAUAGCCCAGGGAAUGGCGAGUGUGGCCCAGGAGGGGAACACAAUCAGUCCAUUGGAGACAGUCAUGUUAACAGCAUUGGGAAAUUUGAGGUGGAGCACAUGAUCAGCAAGAAGCUACAACUGCAAAAAAAAGCAGAGUGCCUGAAGAAGGACUUGAUGCGUGAGUUUGACAACCGUGUCAACGACUUCAUGGACAGCCUUAUCGAGGAGUCGGCUGGACUGGAGCCUGCACCCCUGCCUGCUGGCUUCUCACCCCCGGACAAGGACAAGAGUAGACUCGGGGAUUUCCGACCUCCCCAUGGCCAGGGCAAACAGUUUGUCAGCCGCAGGUCCCUCCUUGACGAGCUCUUUGAGGUGAACCACAUCCGGACCAUCUACCACAUGUUUAUUGCCUUGCUCAUUCUCUUCAUCCUCAGUACACUGGUGGUUGAUUUCCUAGAUGAAGGCAGACUGGUGCUAGAUUUUGACCUGAUGGUCUACGCAUUUGGACAGUUCCCACUGGUGGUGUAUACGUGGAUCUUUAUGUUCCUUUCAGUUUUAGCCGUGCCCUAUCCCCUGUUCAAGCUUUGGACACAGACCCAGUCCGGCUCUUCCGGUCACCAUCGGCUUUACAGCUUUCUGUUUGGCUCCGUGUUCCUUCUCUACCAGUUUUUUGGCCUUGGUUUUUUACCCACUUAUGUGGUUGUGGUCAACAGUUUGCCCCCGGCCUCGUGCUUCAUCGUCAUCCUGGAGCAGGUGAGACUCAUGAUGAAAGCUCACUCCUUUAUACGAGAGAAUGUACCAAGAGUUCUGGCCUGGGCAGCAGACAAGUCAAGCCCAGGCCCAGUGGUCCCCCGUGUUUCUCAGUACGUCUACUUUUUGUUUGCACCUACCCUUAUCUACAGAGAUAAAUAUCCAAGGAGCCCAACAAUUAGAUGGGGCUAUGUGGCAACAAAGUUAUUGCAGGUACUUGGCUGUCUGUUUUAUACCUACUAUGUAUUUGUGCGGCUCUGCAUCCCUCAGUUCCGCUAUAUCAGUCUUCAGUUUUUUGACCUGAGGGCCAUGGUCCUAGGAGUCUUUACCUCCAUCCUGCCUGGAGUGUUGGUUCUUUUCCUGGGUUUUUUUGCCUUCCUCCACUGUUGGCUGAAUGCAUUUGCUGAGAUGCUUCGUUUUGGUGAUAGGAUGUUCUAUAAGGAUUGGUGGAACUCAACGUCUUUUGCCAACUAUUACCGUACUUGGAAUGUAGUCGUUCAUGACUGGCUGUUUUACUAUGUGUAUCGGGACUUCCUUUGGAUCUCCCAGAAGCGCUUCCGAACAGCGGGCAUGCUGUUUGUGUUUACAGUAUCUGCUGUCGUCCACGAGUACAUCCUUGCGAUCUGCUUCGGCUUCUUCUAUCCAGUCCUCUUCUGUCUGUUUAUGUGCUUUGGAAUGAUGUUUAACUUCAUCCUCCAUGACCAAAGGAAAGGUCCCAUCUGGAAUAUAAUCAUGUGGACUUCCCUCUUCUUGGGCCACGGUGUCAUCAUCUGUUUGUACUCUCAGGAGUGGUAUGCUCAGCGCUACUGCCCCCUGAACGAGCCCUCCUUCCUAGACUUACUGCAGCCUCGGUCGUGGACUUGUAAGAGAAGUGUGAUGAGCAAUUAACAGGCUGUGACCCGGACUGCGGCUCUGACGCACAAUCACAUUGGCCAGCCUUUCUGUUAAUAUCCCGACACGUGCCAUCUGCUGCUUUUCUUCGUUUAUUGCACUACAAUCAAUUUGUCAUAAGAAUGUAUGGAAGAGAUUUAAUAAGCCAAAGCGUCUUUAUUCCCAACUCAAACUGCUGAUGCCUUUUAUUAUAUUUUCUGUGUGCCUACAUAAUAUUUUACACAUGAAUUUCCAAAUCCCCUUGACUUGAUCCACUCCUUGUGCCAAUAAGAGAGGACCAUUCAUUGGUGUGGCAGCUGUCAUUAUGCAUAAAUAAUCCACACAUGCAGUUAUGGUUAAUAUUUAACAAAGCCAGCGAUUGUAUCCUGAUCAUAAAAGCCAUUUCGUUUGGCAAGCCACAUUCCGAGACACUCGCAUAGUAUAAUAUAAAAAGAAAAUAUCAAUUUAAUGUAAUUUGUAUCAACUAUGUUUUCUAUGUAAUUUGUACUGGUUUGGCCAGACAUUCUGUAUCAUUAAGAUUUUUUGGGGACCAAAAUGAGACUUUAUCCUUAAUGUGAUCAUUGUCUAAUAAUAUGCAUUUGUAUCUGCAUUCUGUCAGGAUGUUUAAGCACUUGAAUAAUAUGACUCGUUUCUCAGUAUUAAGGGCUAGAAUUUACCAUCAGCGUUGACAUUUCUGUUGAUAAAAUUAUUCCUUGCACGCUUGAUGUCGCUGAUUGUAUUUUUUUGUAUUGUAAUAUUUCAACACAGGAUGCGAGGCUUGCAGAGCAUUAUUUGUCCACAAGAUGGCACUGUAUUAAAGAUUUACCUUUGUAUCAGCUGGGGCGUUUGUUCAUGGAAACUAUUGAAUGUACCGU
Molecule: messenger RNA, 2683 nt
Organism: Syngnathus typhle (broad-nosed pipefish)
Lineage: Eukaryota; Metazoa; Chordata; Actinopteri; Syngnathiformes; Syngnathidae
Gene: soat1
Product: sterol O-acyltransferase 1
Exons: 16
Coding region: 135-1826 (563 amino acids)
Biological process (GO): cholesterol metabolic process; cholesterol efflux
Cellular component (GO): endoplasmic reticulum membrane
Molecular function (GO): fatty-acyl-CoA binding; cholesterol O-acyltransferase activity; cholesterol binding
Source: RefSeq, a predicted model, not a curated record